This is a messenger RNA of Alosa alosa (allis shad), 2634 nucleotides long. RefSeq lists its product as uncharacterized. Lineage: Eukaryota; Metazoa; Chordata; Actinopteri; Clupeiformes; Clupeidae. Gene Ontology annotation, molecular function: SNARE binding. The transcript is spliced from 11 exons. The record is from RefSeq and is a predicted model, not a curated record. Bases 83 to 1975 code for a protein of 630 amino acids. Gene Ontology annotation, cellular component: exocyst. Gene Ontology annotation, biological process: exocytosis; exocyst localization.
GUGUGUGUGAGUGUGUGUGUGUGUGAUCCUGAGCACCUGGCUACUACUCCUUCAGACAAGGCAGGAAAAGAACGAGGGAUUGAUGUCUCUGAGGAAGAAGAGAAUAAGUGAGGGAGGCGAGGAGAAGAAGGAGAAGAAGAGAAUAGAGGGAGGCGAGGAGAAGGAGAAGAAGAGAAUAGAGGGAGGAGAGGAGGAGAAGAAGAAGAGACGCUCGUUGGGCUCGUUUCUCAGCCUCAGGAGGAAGUGGUCAGAGGACGGACAGGACAGCUUCCUACUGAGGACGCUCAGCAGCCGGACAAGCCAUGACCCAGUGCUGCCCCCUGUUGGUGAGCAGGCCCAGUUGUGCGCGGAGCUCGGUGGAACCGAAGGUUCCGAAGUGGAGUCUGACCCCGAGGAGCUGGGUGUCACCGUCAUGGAGAAGUUGGAGCAGGUUCUGAUGGACGGAGCCAGUGGAUCCCCAGAGCAGAACCCUGGUAGCCUGCUGGAGGCCUGGAGGCAGAAGAACCCUGUUCCUGCCCCAGGUCAGGGCAGCAGGGCAGGCAGAUACCCACAGCCCUGGCUUGGUCAGUUCCAGCAGCGGGUGCAGCAGUCUGUGGAGCUGCACUUCCCCUCUCUGCCAGCAGAGGUCAGUGCUACGCAGCAGCCCCCCCAGCCCAGCGCGUACCUGAGGCAGGUGCAGGAAGUGGUGCAGGGGGAGCUGCUGCGAUUGGCUCCUGUGCUCAAGGAGGCGGGGCUGCUUGGCACUGUGAUUGCCAGGUACCACACCCACACAGUCGGCCAGCUGGAACUGCUGCUGCAGAAGAACCUGAACGCAGACCAGACGUUCACAGUGCUGGAGUGGACACUACACACCUAUCUGAGCGGUGAUCUUCUGGGCCACAGAGACCUGCACAGUGAUGUCACAAACCACAUCGACUUCCUACUUUACACAGAGUGUGUACAGAGGACCUGCGACCUUCUCCUCAAAACUGCUGCGGGGGAGAUGGAAGUGUGUCUGCAGCACAUCCUGUCGGUGGGAGGGUAUGAGGAGACACAGAGAAGCCCUGUUGAGGAGGCUACCCAGUGUGUGAAGAGUUUUGUGCGGAGAGCUCAGGAGUUGAGUCCCACCCUGGAGCCUCGCCUGCGGCCACUCCUCUCCGCCCAGCUACAGGAGUGUGUGCAGAGGUACGUAGCCAUGGAGAAGAAGCAUCUGUGUCAGACGGGUCUGAAGUACCUGUACAGCACAUGCAACACCUGUGCAGAGCUCAGGCUGCUAGCGGUGCAGUUAGCAUCUGAGGCUCAGUCUGAUGCUGCUUCUCCUGCUGCUGUGAAGCUCUUAAAGGAGCUGGAGGCACAAGCCACACAACAGCUGCUGCACACAGCCACACACAACACAGAGGCUCCUCUGAAGACCUACUUUAAGGCGGCGGGGGAAGGAGAUUUAGGGCUCCAGACCACGACUGGACAGCUGUUUACUCAUUUAGCACUGGUCAACGACAAGGACACGCACAGGGACCUAGUGUACUCAGUCUACCAGUGCAUCACUACCUCGUACCUGCGACACCUGUUGCUAAGCAACCGCAGUCAGCUGGAGGGGAGGUGGGGGGAUUCUGCGGAGAAAGUGAGACGGGAUGCUGAGGAGCUACACACCACCUUCACACAGCAGGAUGGUGAAGUGCAAAGGUGUGUGUUGCUGCAGAGGGUGAGUGAGGUUCUAAAGAGCAGUGGUGUGGACACACUGAAGCUAAUCCUCACCGAGAUCAUCACAGAGUGUCCACACAUCAGUAAGGAGCAGCUGAGUGCCCUGCUGAAGUGGAAGGGCCGCUUGUCCAAGCAGGAGAUGAGCGAGGUGAUGGACGCGGUAUCAGAAUGUUCGCCCCAAACGGCCUCUCCUGUCUCGGCACUGAGCGAGCCGCCACUCAAAGCCACGUCCCCAAGCCCCGCCCCUCUCUGGUACCGUGCUCUGCCCUGCCUACGACCAUCAAUUAUAGCCUGAGGAUCUCUGAUGCCACGCCCUGUCUUAUCUCAGACAACCAAUCACAGCCUUAGGAUUUUAUCUGCCACGCCAUGUCUUGUCUAAGACAACCAAUCACAGCUAUAUACAACUUCCACAGCUAGCUCUGUGUUAGUACUGUUAGCUCUGUGUCAGUAAUGUUAGCGCUGUGUUAAGCUUUGCAAUACGCUUCACUUUGUUAAGGUGACCAGAUUCUGUGACAUAAUCCGGGGACAUUUUCAGCUUAGAAGCGUAACUACAUCCAAAUCUGUAAUGUUUUUUGUCUUUGUAAACUUAAAACGGGGACACUGCCCUAAUCAUUCAUAAAGUAGUUUGUCUUACCCUAGUUCAGGUAUCAGCCAGACGCAUAACCCAAAUUAAGGCCUCCUUACACCAUACCAUUUUCACAAGAUCUGGGGAAGAUUUUUAAAAGACUGUAAUCUUUUGAGUAAAGCUUGAGUGGGGGCAUUAGUUAAAAACUCAAGCCUUAUUUGUCAACGACCCAGCAAAGGGCAAAGAUUCUAUCGCCUAUCAAAAUACCGGAAAUAUGGGCAUUCUAGAACAUCUAUGAGCUGAGUGCUUACUCUGGCUGUCUUGAGCCUGUGUGUGUAGGGUGAGCAGCUAUCAUAUACAGUGGGCAUCGCUUUCAAAUGGCCACUUCA